This is a messenger RNA of Lodderomyces jiufengensis, 2565 nucleotides long. RefSeq names its product Rho family guanine nucleotide exchange factor (gene CDC24). The transcript has a single exon. Gene Ontology annotation, biological process: establishment of cell polarity; septin ring organization; intracellular signal transduction. NCBI's taxonomy places the organism in Eukaryota, Fungi, Ascomycota, Pichiomycetes, Serinales, Debaryomycetaceae. Gene Ontology annotation, cellular component: mating projection tip; cytoplasm; division septum. The record is from RefSeq and is a predicted model, not a curated record. The coding region runs from base 1 to 2565 and encodes 854 amino acids. Gene Ontology annotation, molecular function: protein binding; guanyl-nucleotide exchange factor activity.
AUGGUAGAAAAUCAUCCACCACAACCAUUUCGUUCAUUUUCAACAAGUUCAUCCUUAUCAUUGAAUUCAUCAUUAAACAAUAACAACAAUAAUAAUACUACAAGUUCAUCAUCAAUAUCAAGAAUUAAUUCUUCAGGACCAUUAAAUUUAAAUAAUUUUAAUAAACAAAGUUCACCAAAAGAUCAUUUAUUUUUCAAAUGUGAAUACCUAAAAAGAAAAUUAUCAAAAAUAGAUGGAAUGUUACCAUUUAUGAAAUUAGCUUAUUUAAAUGCUGAAAAAUUAUGUGAACAACAAUCAUUAUAUUUAUCACAAGAAAAAUUCAAGUUAUCAAUGAAUAGAUUAUCAAUAAGUUCAGAAAAUUCUCAAAAUAGUGGGAAUGGAUUACAUCAGACAAAUACAAAUAAUAGUAGUAGUAAUAAUACUUAUAAUUCAAAUAAUACAAAUAAUAGUGAAUCAUUAUUAACUUAUACUGCUGGUGUUUUACCUUCUAAUAUAAAUGUUGAUCCAGCAACUCAAUUAUGGAAAUUAUUUCAACAAGGUGCACCAUUAUGUUUAAUUUUUAAUUAUAUUUCUCCAGAUCAUCAAAUAUCAAUAAUAAGUUCUGAUGAUUUAAGAAUUUGUAAAAAAUCAGUUUAUGAAUUUAUAAUAGCAAUGAAAUUAAAUUUAAAAAUUGAAGAUGAUGAUUUAUUUACUAUAUCAAAUGUUUAUUCAGAUAAUACUCAUGAUUUGCUAAAGAUCGUGGAUGUCAUAACUAAAUUACUAGAUAAAUAUUCAUUAUCAAGAAAAAACAGUGUAUCAGACUUAUCAACAGGAGAUGAAAAAAAUGAUGAAAAUUUAAUAAAUUUAGAUGUUUCAAUAACUGAUGAAAGAUCAAAAGUAUUUAGGGAGAUUAUAGAAACUGAAAGAAAAUAUGUUCAAGAUUUAGAAUUAUUAACAAGAUAUAGAGAUGAAUUAAAUGAUGCAGAAUUAUUAUCAUCAGAACAAAUUCAUACAUUAUUCCCUAACUUAAACGAAAUAGUUGAUUUUCAAAGAAAAUUUUUAAAUGGAUUAGAAUGUAAUAUUAAUGUACCUAUAAAAUAUCAAAGAAUUGGUUCAAUAUUUAUACAUGCAAGUAUGGGACCUUUUAAAGCUUAUGAACCUUGGACAAUUGGUCAAUUAACUGCAAUUGAUCUAAUAGGAAAAGAAGCAACAAAUUUGAAAAAAUCAUCUAUACUAAUAGAUCCUGGAUUUGAAUUACAAUCAUACAUUUUAAAACCUAUUCAAAGAUUAUGUAAAUAUCCAUUAUUGCUAAAUGAAUUAAUUAAAACAUCUCCUGAAUCAUCACAACAACCACAACAACAGCAACAAGAAGAAUCAAGUUCGUUCAAUGAAUUAUUAAUGGCUAGAUCAGCAAUGAAAGAAGUUGCAAAUCAAGUAAAUGAAGCACAAAGAAGAGCAGAAAAUGUAGAAUACUUAAAUAAGCUACUAGAGAGAGUAAGUAAUUGGAGAGGUUUUAAUCUAAGAGAUCAAGGAGAAUUAUUAUAUCAUGGAAUAGUAGGUGUUAAAGAUUCAGAUACUGAAAAGGAAUAUGUUGCUUAUUUAUUUGAAAAAAUCAUAUUUUUCUUUAUUGAUUUGGAUAAAUUAAAUAAUGAAAAAGAAAAUAAAUCAGAAAAACGUAAAUUUGGAUCAAGAAAAAAAUCAAAUGCAAAUAUAACUCAAUCAACUUCAAAUUUAUUAGAAUCAAUAAAUGGUAAAAAUGAUAAAUCUCCUUUGGAAUUAAAAGGCAGAGUUUAUAUACUGGAAAUUUACAAUAUAAGUGCAUCAUCAUCAUCAAUAAACCAAGGGUAUACUUUAAUAAUAAGUUGGUCAGGUAAAAAGGAAAGUGGAUCAUUCACAUUAAAAUAUAGAACAGAAGAAAUGAGAAAUCAAUGGGAACAAUGUUUAAGAAAUUUAAAGACCAAUGAAAUGAAUAAUCACAUAAAUAAAAAAUUAAGAGAUUCACAAUCAUCAACAAAUACAAAUGAUUCAUCCAUAUAUGAUUACAUUGGAAACUCAACAGAUUCACCAACAAAUUUUCAAAAUCAAAGUAACAAUAAUAAUAAUAACGAGCAUAGAUCAUCAAACGGAAGUAGACAUCAUUCAUCAUCAUCAACUUUCAGUAUGAUGAGAAAUAAUUCAAGAUCAAAAUCAGGAUCAGUAGGAGAUACAUCAAAUUCAAGAUUAUCAUCAUCAUCAACAACUUCAACAACUCCAUUAUCUUCAUCAAUACAUAAUCAUCAACAUCAACAACAACAUCAACAACAAUUGAAAUUACCAUUAUUUGAUAUACAAAUUAAAUUAAUAUAUAAUAAUUCUCAUCUACAACAAGAUCUUGUGGUAAAUUCUCAUAUAUCAUUUAAUGAAUUAUAUAUAAAAAUUACAAAUAAAAUAAUAAAUAGUAAUUUAGUAAAUGAUGAUAUAUUAGUUAAUAAAUUAAGGUAUAAAGAUGAAGAUGGAGAUUUUGUGGUUUUAGAUUCUAAUGAUGAUUGGAGCUUAGCUAUUGAUGAAUUAAAUGAUGAUCAUAAUUUAACUAUUUGGAUAUCUUAG